AUGAUAAAAAUUGUGUAUCCGUAUCGAGAAUCCGAAAUAAAUUUGAUACAAAAUUCCGGAUUAAAUGGGAGUCAAUUUGAGUCCUCGAUGGCAUCGGAACUCAUACAGCCUUAUAAUGACUACACGAAUAUGAAUCUAAAUAUGCAAACAAACAACGAAUUGAUUGCAACCCAAAGCCCCUACACUUCAAUGCAAAUGAACGAAGAAUUAGAUUUUGAAUCAAUAUUCACAGAAUAUCCGUCAGACGAUUGCAAUCAACAGUCGGUGCCGUUUGAGUUCAGUCAACACAUGGAGCCGAUGCCUAUCGUCCACAAUAUCGCACAGACAUCCCUUGUAAACACAAACGCGAUAAAUAAUUUCGCAAUCGAUCAGCAAUACAUGCCUCACAUACCUGUGCCCACAAACACCGCCCCAUACUAUACAGGCGUGAAUGCGAUGUCACAACAAAGCCCAUCCGUUGAUGAGAUGCACGUCCGACAAACACACGCAUACCAUCACUGCUUAAAACGCAAAGUUUCCAAAACAAUGAAAAGGUGUGAACACCAGAAGAAGAAGUUGGGCCGACCCGUCGAGAAUUACAAUAAGAAAGGAGUGACCCCUAGAAUCAAACAAUUCAUUUUGGAUCAGCAAAAGAACCGAUUGGAGGUCACAAACCAUGAACUCAAGUGGAGAAUGGCGUCCAUUAUAAGCGAAAUGAAUGCAUUAAAAACCAGAUUUAUCAACGACUUUGGUUAUCUGCCUCCUCAGCCUCCCUUGGAGUUUGAUCACAAGGCAAGGCCUGAACAAUAA
Medioppia subpectinata is the source of this 789-nucleotide messenger RNA. The record is from the annotation of a GenBank genome assembly. Lineage: Eukaryota; Metazoa; Arthropoda; Arachnida; Sarcoptiformes; Oppiidae.